CCCGCGACCUGGCGGCGCCGCACGCGCACCUGCCGGGGCCGCGAUGCUGUAGGACCGCGCGCCCCGCGCCCCGCGCCCCGAGCCGCCGCCAGGAUGCCGCGCUCAUUCCUGGUCAAGAAGCAUUUCAACGCCUCCAAGAAGCCCAACUACAGCGAGCUAGACACACACACAGUGAUUAUCUCCCCGUAUCUCUACGAGGGCUACCCCGUGCCUGUCAUCCCCCAGCCGGAGAUCCUCAGCUCGGGAGCCUACAGCCCCAUCACCGUGUGGACCACAGCAGCUCCCUUCCACGCCCCGCUGCCCACCGGCCUCUCUCCUCUGUCGGGAUACCCCGCAUCCUUGGGGCGAGUGAGUCCCCCUCCGCCAUCUGACACCUCUUCCAAGGACCACAGCGGCUCCGAAAGCCCCAUUAGCGAUGAAGAGGAAAGACUACAAUCCAAGCUUUCAGACCCCCAUGCCAUCGAAGCUGAAAAGUUUCAGUGCAAUUUAUGCAGUAAAACCUAUUCGACCUUCUCUGGGCUGGGCAAACACAAGCAGCUGCACUGUGCCGCCCAGUCAAGGAAGUCUUUCAGCUGCAAAUACUGUGACAAGGAGUAUGUGAGCCUGGGCGCCCUCAAGAUGCACAUCCGGACCCACACGUUACCUUGUGUCUGCAAGAUCUGCGGCAAGGCGUUCUCCAGACCCUGGUUACUUCAAGGGCACAUUAGAACUCACACUGGGGAGAAGCCUUUCUCCUGCUCUCACUGCAGCAGGGCCUUUGCAGACAGGUCAAAUCUGAGGGCUCAUCUGCAGACACACUCGGACGUCAAGAAAUACCAGUGCAAGAACUGCUCCAAAACCUUCUCCCGAAUGUCUCUUCUGCACAAACACGAGGAAUCUGGCUGCUGUGUAGCACACUGAGUGACACAACCCAUGUUUACUCAAGCAGAAGGCAUUUCUUCACUCCGCCUCCGAAUGACAAGUAAAAGUCCAAAGGCAUUUUCUCUUGUGCUUACCGACCAAAGAAUAUGUAUACACACACACACACACACACACACACACACACACACACAGAGCUUCAAGAGCACGGGCAUCCAUGUGUGUCAAGUUAAUCCUUUCCAUGUGAAGUUUAAAAUUACUAUAUAUUUACUGACAGCUAGAUGGAGAGGAUAAAAGACAAAAAUCUUUCUCUUCAGAGAUGAAGCAAAAAGCACAUUGUGCAUCUUUUCUUACUAAGAAAGAAUGCAAAGAUUUACAUCGCUGCCAAAUCAUUUCACUGAAAAGAACAGUGUUGCCUUGUAACGGAAUUUGUCAUAGAAUUUCCUAUAGGAAGAGAAUCUGCCAGACCCUAUCUCAGGUGCCUUAUAAAGUAUUCCAAGUUUACUUUAUUACAUGUCUGAUGUCAGGUCACCAUCCUUGAGCUAAAGCCUGUUUUGAUUACUGGUCAUACUUUAAA
Molecule: messenger RNA, 1435 nt
Organism: Eubalaena glacialis (North Atlantic right whale)
Lineage: Eukaryota; Metazoa; Chordata; Mammalia; Artiodactyla; Balaenidae
Gene: SNAI2
Product: snail family transcriptional repressor 2
Exons: 3
Coding region: 94-900 (268 amino acids)
Biological process (GO): regulation of DNA-templated transcription
Molecular function (GO): RNA polymerase II cis-regulatory region sequence-specific DNA binding; DNA-binding transcription factor activity, RNA polymerase II-specific
Source: RefSeq, a predicted model, not a curated record